Messenger RNA from Lagopus muta (rock ptarmigan), 2335 nucleotides. RefSeq names its product solute carrier family 44 member 3 (gene SLC44A3). The transcript is spliced from 16 exons. Gene Ontology annotation, biological process: transmembrane transport. Gene Ontology annotation, molecular function: transmembrane transporter activity. Gene Ontology annotation, cellular component: membrane. The record is from RefSeq and is a predicted model, not a curated record. The coding region runs from base 119 to 2080 and encodes 653 amino acids. NCBI's taxonomy places the organism in Eukaryota, Metazoa, Chordata, Aves, Galliformes, Phasianidae.
CGCUCCUCCCGGCGGGCCCGGCCCCGCGGCCCGUCGAGCCGUCCCCUAGCGAGCGCCCGUCGCCGCCGCGCCGGCUGCCCACCGGGACCCGGCGCCACGCAGGGGGGCGGCAGGGAACAUGGCGCUGCGAGCGAAGCGGCGGCAGGAAUCUGGAGAUCGUGUUUCUGAACUAAGAGAAUGGAGGCCGGUCAUUUCUAGAAAGUGCACAGACCCUCUCUGGCUGCUCCUCUUCUUCCUUUUCUGGGCCGGUUUGAUGUUUGUAACUGGCUACGCUGUGAUGGCUGGUGCUGCAGAAAGACUUGUGCUUGGAUAUGACAGCUUUGGGAACAUAUGUGGUAGGAAGAAUGUUCCUGUAAAAGGGGUGCCUCUUUCUGGAAAGGACAUGACUAAUAAAAAGUAUGUGUUCUUUCUGAAUUCAUGCAGCCCGGAAAUGCAAAGCCUCAAAAUCAGUUCAGUUUCCUUGUGCGUGUCUAGUUGUCCACAAGAGCAGCUCAACUCUUUGGAAGACCUCCAGAGUUUUGCAAGGAACAAUGGUUCUUGUCUUUGUGUUUACAACCUGAGCAUUUCCAGUUACACGUUACAUCCAAAGGCAGCUGAGCUAUGUCCCACGCUGCCCGUUCCACCAAGUAAAUCUUUUCCAUUAUUUAAUCGGUGUGUUCCACAACAUGUUGAAUGCUAUUCCAAAUAUGCAUCUGUCUUAAUAAAUAUGGUUAAUGAAAUGGAUGUUUUUCACCGAAUUCUGAGUGGAAUAUUGGCAGGAAGAGAUACUGUGAUAGGACUGAGUGUUCUUGCACUAGCUUUCUCUUUUAUAGUGGUUUUGACCUUCAGAUUCAUUCGGACGCUUCUGGUCCAUACUUUGAUUGCACUGGUUGUGUUUGGGUUGUUAUUUGUCUCGGGUGUCCUCUGGUGGCUCUACUACGACUACAGGAAUGAUCCCAGCACUGAACUGGAAACAGAAAAGGAGAAUGUAAAAUUUCUGUUUGGAUAUGCCAUCUUCUCUACAGCAGUUACAGUUGUUCUGCUUUGCCUUAUACUUGUGCUAAGAAAAAGGCUUCAGUGCACCGUACAACUCUUUCAGAUUGUUGGUAAAAUAAUCGGCAGAAUCCCUUUCCUUCUGUUCCAGCCGCUUUGGACCUUUCUGAUUCUGAUCAUCUUCUGGGUAUUUUGGGUUGCUGUGCUGCUUAGCUUAGGAACUGCAGGUACUGCACAGACUACUUCCGAAGGACAAGUGGAAUAUAGAGCUUUUUCUGGAAUUUGCUACAUGGCAUGGUAUCAUUUUGUUGGCCUUAUUUGGACUAGUGAAUUCAUUCUUGCCUGUCAGCAAAUGACAAUUGCUGGAGCAGUGGUUACUUGUUACUUCAACAGAAACAAAAAUAGCCCACCACGUCAUCCAGUCCUCUCCUCCAUUUCAGUUCUUCUUUGCUAUCAUCUAGGAACUGUUGUAAAAGGCUCAUUUUUAAUCACCAUACUGAGAAUACCAAGGAUUGUUCUCUUGUACCUUUAUAAUAUCCUAAAGCCAAAGGAAAGUACAUGUGCAAAGUGCCUGUUGAAGUGCUGUUUCUGCUGGUUGUGGUGCCAGGAAAGUUGCUUAAGAUACGUUAAUCAGCAUGUGUACACAACUACUGCCAUAAAUGGGACAAAUUUCUGUACUUCAGCAAAGGAUGCUGUCUUCAUUCUGGCAAAGAGUUCUGCUGAACUUGCAUCUGUUAGCUGUUUUGGAGAUUUUAUCAUAUUUCUAGGAAAGGUUUUUGUUGUAUGUUUUACUGUUUUUGGAGGAUUGAUGGCAUUUAACUACCACCGGGAGCUGCAAGCUUGGGUAGUUCCUCUGUUGCUGGUUGGAUUUUUUGCCUACUUGAUGUCCCACAGCUUUCUGUCUGUGUUUGAAGUGACACUGGAUACCAUGUUCCUCUGCUUUGCUAUUGAUGUGGAAACAAAUGAUGGAUCUGCGGAGAAGCCAUACUUUGUGGACCAGGAACUGCUGAUGUUUGUGAAUCAAAAUAACAAGUUAACAGACAGGCAAAAACACAGAAGCAUGAGACGGGACAGUGAAGAUGGGACAGAGCUCCAACCCAUGACCUGAAUGGGAAAUGCAUUGGGAAGUACUAAAGCAGAUCAGCAAGAGCAGAAACAGUUGCAGAAAAAAAGUAAAGGUUACCAACAACCCAGGACAAAGUAACAGUUCUGUAAAUCUCUGCUGUACCCUCUGCACUGCUAAAGUAACAUCUGUUUGCAUGAAUAAUGUAUUUUGUGUCAGCACACCUGAUUUUUAUUAAUAGUGUUGUUACAACGGUGUAUCAAAGUUGUUAAUAAACAAAUUUCUUGUAAGUUUCUAUGC